Messenger RNA from Medioppia subpectinata, 1286 nucleotides. NCBI's taxonomy places the organism in Eukaryota, Metazoa, Arthropoda, Arachnida, Sarcoptiformes, Oppiidae. The record is from the annotation of a GenBank genome assembly.
AUCAGGCAAAAAAGUCAGUUGUAUUUUGUGAGACAUUAAACGCAACACUUAAUUGUGAUUAUCUUUAAAUUGGAUCCGAUUUGUGACUCAAACCCAACACAUCGAGAGAAGACACGUGUAGUCGAUAACCCGCUGAAGACAUGUCUGUAACGAACCAACGAUUAAGAGUGGGUUUGACUGUUGGGAAGCAGUGGUGGCGUCGGGUGUUGUCGCCGAUGAGCGCCACGAGUGGCCACCGAAUGGCCUCUUCUUCGGCCAACUUUCAGUUAAAACCGUUUAAAUUGCAUAAAUUGGACGAAUCGCCCGACACUGAAGUGACCCUCAAUAGGGACGACGCCCUCAAGUAUUACCGAGAAAUGGUGACAAUCCGUCGGAUGGAAGCGGCGGCCAAUGCCCUCUACAAAGACAAGACGGUCCGCGGCUUCUGUCACCUCUACUCGGGUCAGGAGGCGGUGGCCGUCGGUCUCGAGAACUCUAUUCGUAAAACGGAUGCCGUGAUCACCGCAUACCGGGCCCACGGCUGGAGUUGGAUCCGCGGCGUGUCUAUGAUUGGAGUGCUCGCGGAGCUGACCGGCAGACGACUCGGCUGUGCCCGAGGAAAGGGCGGAUCAAUGCAUAUGUAUAAUGAUAACUUUUUUGGUGGCAAUGGUAUAGUUGGAGCUCAGGUACCAUUAGGUGCGGGCAUAGCAUUGGCUCAGAAGUAUAGGGGAACCGAUGGGUUAACUAUCGCUCUGUACGGCGACGGCGCCGCAAAUCAGGGACAAGUGUUUGAAGCCUAUAAUAUGUCUAAAUUAUGGUCACUGCCAGUGAUAUACGUUUGCGAGAAUAACGGCUACGGAAUGGGAACGUCGGCCGAAAGGGCCGCCGCCAGUACUGACUACUAUACUCGCGGUGAUUAUAUACCUGGCCUUUGGGUCGACGGUAUGGAUGUCUUGGCUACCCGAGAGGCGACUCGUUUUCUGGCGGAUCUGUGCCGCAAAGGGAAGGGACCGUUCGUCAUGGAAGUGGCCACUUAUCGAUACCACGGGCACAGUAUGUCAGACCCGGGAACCAGUUAUAGGACGCGCGAUGAGAUUCAGGAAGUGAGACAAACGCGUGAUCCCAUCACUUCAUUUAAGGACAAAAUAAUAAGCACUGAUUUAGUGACGAUUGAAGAGUUGAAAGAUAUCGACAACAAGAUUAAGAAAGAAGUGGACGACGCGGUGGCGAUCGCCCGCUCGGAGCCAGAGAUAGGCGCUGAGGAACUGUAUGGCGACGUCUACAUGAUUUAGUGACGAUUGAAGAGU